AAAGCAUUUUUUUGCGGAGCAGCCAUGGCUGCCAUGUACAGAGGCUAGGACGCCUUGUUGCAGCACGCUCCACAAAGGGAAAAGAAGUAUACGCUGCAAUAGAUAAUACAAACUCCUUAACGGCUUUGUCACAUACUGAGAAUACAAAAUCAAAAAGUAACAUGGCUACCUGCCGCAUAGAGGUACUUGUUAUUGUGGUAACAUCAAUAAUCGCGAAUAGUUCAUUUGGGAAUGCAAAAGUAUCUUGCAAGAAUGCGAAAAACAAGGACGUCGACUGGUUCGUUGUGUACAAGAUACCGAAAACAAAACCUGAUCCUCGCAGUUUUAAGCGACCCAUGGGGGGUGAAAUGGCAUAUUAUGAUAGCCAAUCCACAAGCUUAUUGUGGACACUUCUGCCUGAUGAUGUAAACAAUAAAACAAGUAAUCCUAUCAGCAACACACUCGCACCGAUUUAUGACAGCCACUCAAAUGUAGCCUACCUCGCUUACAACGACCAGCUUCCAGCAAAGUUCAAUGGAACAAGAGGCGGCCACACUAAGGGUGUUCUACUGGCAGGAGACAAAUUGAAAUUGGGCAGCGUGUGGCUACAGCACAGCGUGCCAAGAUUCGUAGGCGACGUCAAAAAGGGUUAUCACUAUCCGAAAACCGGUAGGGAAAACGGACAGCUAUUCUUCUGCAUCACGUUCCCCCAGGCAGCAGUAGAAGUAAUUGCAUAUCACCUUCAGCUACAGGGUGCCAAUGUUUACCAGGAACGCUACCUACGUUGGACAGAAAAGUUGCCGAAGUUUUCUGCUUUGCUGAAGAAGCAAUAUAUAAGGGGUCUCAGUGGAGUGAGAGUUGACGUUCUGUAUACUCGGAGGAAUAGAGCAGUUUUAGCUAUUGCGAAGUCACCUAGAUGGAUGAACGAUGUUUAUACACAAGAGCUCAGUGGUCACAUAAAAGACAGUAUCACUGUUCAGACCUGGCAAAACGGUGCCGGUGGUGCGCAAGACAUGAACUGUAAAAACCAAUAUAAGAUAACUAAUGUGGUGUACGUCAGCGUGAAGACGCAGAAGGGAUCUUUGUAUUUCUCCAGCAGGGAGGACCACAGCAAGUGGUCUGUUGCGCGACAUAAGGCAGUCUUCUGUUUCUCCUCCCUGAACCGUAUGGUUUCCCAGUGGAAGCGGGGAGGCGAGAUUACGUGUAUUUUCGACAUACCGCUAUCAAAUCUCUUCCGACAGAGCAUCUUCAAGCGAAAUUUGUGCAAAGGAGAGAAAGCAGAGUAGAGGCGUAUUCAUGUUUUCGAAAAUUCAGAUAAUGCAACAGACCAACAUGCAAAAACUUCCAGAUACCACGUUUGAGAUGAAUUAGCAUUGAAACAUUUCAGAGUGUACAGAUAAUUAUGGUAGAAAGCCCUGCCAACACGUCAUGAUGAAUGCACGUCGAAUAAAAGAUGUUCUUUGAUAUUACCGGA
Molecule: messenger RNA, 1453 nt
Organism: Rhipicephalus microplus (southern cattle tick)
Lineage: Eukaryota; Metazoa; Arthropoda; Arachnida; Ixodida; Ixodidae
Product: plancitoxin-1-like
Source: RefSeq, a predicted model, not a curated record